AUGGAUUCAUCCUCGCUCCAUGCCGUCAAGAGGGAUUCCAACGCACCCAUGGUUCUGGAAAAGCAGAAUGGGACUUCCCGACCGUCUCCGCCUAUUCCAGGUCGGCGGAACAAGGCUCGUCCCAUGGCGCUGGCGUUGAUGGGAUUGGCCGGUUUUUUGUGGUUGAUGCUGCCUGACAGAGUCCAUCAGUCAACAACAAAGGGAGAGAAGAACGCACCACCGCCGGCGUUCAGUUGGGACCAGAUUACACCUUCUAAAUCUCUGGAAUACCAUGAUUGCUUCGACGGCUUCCAGUGCGCCCGACUUGAGGUGCCUAUGGACUAUCAUCGAGAGAACGGUCACGGCCGUCAGAUGGCUAUUGCCAUUGCGCGCUUACCUGCAAAGGUCCCGGUGACGGACUCCCGGUAUGGCGGUGCAGUUCUAAUCAAUCCCGGGGGCCCUGGCGGUUCUGGUGUCGGAGAGGCUUUGUUGUCCGGUCGGGACAUGCAGACGAUCAUUGAUGCGGAAGCCGAUCCUGCAUUGCCCACGAAAACUGCGAACUCGUCGGCUCGAUACUUUGAUAUCAUCGGCUUUGAUCCACGUGGCGUUAACAACACAACUCCCGGGUUCAGCUGUUUCCCCGAUUCAUUUUCGCAGAGGAACUGGGAGCUCCAGGUGGAGGCGGAUGGCAUGCUGGGUAGUUCCGACGAUUCCCUCAUGCGCAGUUGGCAGCGUGCCCUUGCUCUUGGCGCUGCUUGCUCCCAGGCACUACAGUCCGCGCCGGAGGGGACUGAUGAAGCUCUCGGGGAGCAUCUUAAUACACCGCCAGUUGCGAGGGAUAUGCUCGAAAUCAUUGAGCGACAUGGUGAAUGGCGGGAAAGGCAAGGUCAGGUCGAACAAAGGGAGUACGAUCGCACCUACGGGUAUGACCAACAACAGAGAAUCGUGGCACGAACCACGUGGAAGAGAGGACAAGAGAAGCUUCUGUACUGGGGCCGUUCGUACGGAACUGUGCUCGGAAGCACCUUUGCGACGAUGUUUCCUGAUCGGAUCGAGCGUGUUCUACUGGACGCCGUGGUUGAUGUCAACAAGUACUACACUGGGGAAGGACCUGACUCGAUUGCUGAUGCUGACGCAAUCUUCGACCGUUUUGCAUUCUACUGCGACAUUUCGGGGCUAGAUGGAUGUCCCUUCUAUACGCAAGGAGGCCCUGCAGCCAUCAAAGCCGCAUAUCUGGAACUAGAAGCGGCGCUAUACAACGCAUCACUGCCAGUAGCACCGUCAGCCACGCGGGGGCCUGAAGUCCUUACGUGGACCGAUCUGAAAUCUGUUCUUCGCUACUCGGUGUACCAACCUCUACUUGUAUUUCCUCUGCUAGCACACUACGCAAAGUCACUGGCCGAGGGUGAUGGGUCUCCGAUGGCCGACUUCAAACAGCGAUCUCGCUCGCCUUCGUGUCCAUCUAACCAAUGCAUGCGAACAGGGCCGUGGUCUGACAAGUGUCUUGAGAAAGGGGCGAAUGAACUCUAUGCCAUGUCGGCAAUCUUAUGCUCCGAUGCCCCAUAUCUACACAUGGACCAAGCACGUUUCCAAGAAGCAUGGGCGUCUCAGAAAGCCCUGAGUUUUACCUUGGGGGAUUAUUGGGCUGCUGCCACUGCACUAGGUGCGAAGAAGAUGUCUAAAAACUUCCCUGCAUCAGUCGUACUCCAACAAGACUCGGAAGGACACACCACCUUAGCCGCACCAUCGCUGUGCGUGAGCAAGGCUAUUCGCGCUUAUUUCCAGAGCGGCGUGUUGCCCGAUCCGGGAACUGUCUGCGGUGCCGACUUGAAGCCGCUGUUGGGGAAGUCAGGGUCCUUUCAGGCAAUGAACGCUGCAGAUAGAGCCAUGUACGACGCGUUGAUGAAUAUGGUUGCUCAAGCCAACCAACUGAGCCGAAGGCUGCCGUUCACCUAA
Aspergillus viridinutans is the source of this 1935-nucleotide messenger RNA. Its product is annotated as putative proteinase. The transcript is spliced from 5 exons. Lineage: Eukaryota; Fungi; Ascomycota; Eurotiomycetes; Eurotiales; Aspergillaceae. The record is from RefSeq and is a predicted model, not a curated record. Bases 1 to 1935 code for a protein of 644 amino acids.